Molecule: messenger RNA, 1006 nt
Organism: Anolis carolinensis (green anole)
Lineage: Eukaryota; Metazoa; Chordata; Lepidosauria; Squamata; Anolidae
Gene: aprt
Product: adenine phosphoribosyltransferase
Exons: 5
Coding region: 114-668 (184 amino acids)
Biological process (GO): adenine salvage; AMP salvage
Cellular component (GO): cytoplasm
Molecular function (GO): adenine binding; adenine phosphoribosyltransferase activity; AMP binding
Source: RefSeq, a predicted model, not a curated record
AAAUGAUGACGUUUCAAAGAGGUUUCUGGGUCCUAGCUCCCGCCCGGUUCCUCCUCCUCCCUCUGGCCUUCCGCGCAUGCGUGCCGGGGCCUGCCCGGGACCUGACUUGAACCAUGGGGACGGAGCAGGAGCGGGAAGCCAAGCGGCGCCUGGUUCGGGAGCGGAUUCGGGAAUUCCCGGACUUCCCAUCGCCGGGGAUCCUUUUCCGUGACAUCACCCCUCUCUUGAAAGACCCCCUCGCCUUCAAAGCUGCCAUUGAUUUGCUGGAAGAUUAUAUCAAGGCCUCCCACCCAAAAUUCGAUUAUAUUGCGGGUCUCGAUUCCAGGGGUUUUCUUUUCGGACCCUCUUUGGCCCAGAGGUUUGGAGUCGGGUUCCUUCUGAUCCGGAAAAAAGGAAAGCUCCCAGGUCCCACGGAGUCGGUCUCCUACACUCUGGAAUACGGCAAGGCCGAGCUUGAAGUCCAGAGCGACGCCGUCCAGCCGGGUCAGAAGGUCAUCCUGAUCGAUGACCUGCUGGCCACCGGAGGGACGAUGCGGGCGGCCUGUGAGCUGAUGUCCAAGCUGAAGGCCGAGAUCCUGGACUGCCUGGUGGUCGUCGAGCUGACCUUCCUCAACGGGGCCAAAAUCCUCAAGCCGUUCCCGCUCCAUGCGCUCCUGAAAUACGACUAAAGGGCAAGUGAGAGACCCAGCUUUGCUUUCCUCAAAAGCAAUAAAUAGGUUUGCGAUUUUUGGCCUUCACCUCCUAUAUCCAGCCAUGCAAAUACGGGGAAUUGUGGUCCAAAAAAAAAAAAAGCCUCACUUGCAAGCGCCAAGUCUCACUCAUUAUCGGCAGAAAAAUCUCAAAAUGUUUCAGCUUCUCAGAUUAGAUCACGAUUCAACCCAAUAAGGAAUUAAACUCCUUGCUUUCUUCUUCAUCAUCACCACAAUAAUUACAGCUAAUUUAUUAAUCAUUGCCGGCUUUAAAAAAGCACCUCUACUUUUUUGCAAAAAAUAAACUCUCAUCAUGA